AGGGUUUCCAUUAGGUUGCUGUGUUUUGAGCAGGAGCGGAGCGGAAGGCCGGAGCCCCGUCCUCCUCCUCCUCCUCCCCGUAGCCCCAGCAGCCCUGCAGCCGCCCUCCGAGCUCCCCAAUCCCGGCGUCUCUCUCUCUUUUUCUCUCCCCUUUCGCCCUCACCACGGCCGCUCUCGGCGAGGAAACUCUGGCCUCCUCCGCUUCCUCCUCCUCCGACUCGGACACCGGCGGAGCGUCGCCGCCCCCGCGGAAAAAGCACCGAGCUUCGGCGGCGGAGGGAGUAGGAGAGCCCGGGGCUUCUGCGGGCCUUUCCGCGGCGCUGGUUCUGGCCCUUGCUGCUUCUUCCUCGGACACCAGGACAGCGUCCGCCGCUGCCUUCCUCGCGCGAAGCUCCGGUCCCAACCUCGGCUCCAGUAUGCAGUCUAACGGGGCGGGCCAGAACCAGGAACAGGACCAGAGCCAGGAUCCGGCUGCUCUCGCCUGCUUAAGCGCCGCACAGAACGGAGAGUCUUCCUCGGCCACCGGGUCGCACUCCAACGGUCUUGUCUCGGGCGCCAGCAACGGGGCUGCGGCCGGGGCUAGCACAGGGUCCGGGCCCGGAGCGCCGUCCGCGGUCUCUGGCUCGGAGCUCGGCUCGCUGAAGAAGAAGAAGCGGCUCUCGCAAGCGGAGGAAGACGUGAUCCGCCUGAUUGGGCAGCAUUUGCACGGCUUAGGGUUAAAUCAGACGGUGGAUUUGUUGAUGCAGGAAUCUGGCUGUAGACUUGAACAUCCUUCUGCUACAAAGUUUCGGAACCACAUAAUGGAAGGAGAAUGGGACAAGGCUGAAAAUGACCUCAGCGAGCUCAAAGCCCUGAUGCAUUCACCCAAUGCUAUUGUGAGGAUGAAGUUCUUGCUGUUGCAGCAGAAGUAUCUAGAGUAUUUGGAAGACGGAAAAGUUCUGGAAGCAUUACAGGUGUUAAGAGGAGAGCUGACGCCGCUAAAGUACAACACAGACCGCAUCCAUGUUCUCAGCGGGUAUCUCAUGUGUAGCCAUGCAGACGAUCUGAGAGCGAAGGCUGAAUGGGAAGGGAAAGGAAUCAGCUCACGUUCCAGACUACUGGACAAACUACAGACGUACCUUCCUCCCUCGGUAAUGCUACCUCCGCGGAGACUCCACACACUCCUCCGGCAGGCGGUUGAACUGCAGAGGGAUCGCUGCCUUUAUCACAAUACCAAGCUAGACAACAGCCUGGACUCAGUGUCUUUACUGCUGGACCACGUCUGCAGCAGAAAGCAGUUCCCGUGUUAUACCCAGCAGAUCCUGACAGAGCACUGUAAUGAGGUCUGGUUCUGCAAGUUCUCCAACGACGGCACCAGACUGGCCACAGGCUCCAAAGACACCACAGUCAUUGUCUGGCAGGUGGAUCCGGACACACACCAGCUGAAGCUGUGGAGGACAUUAGAGGGACAUGCUUACGGAGUGUCUUACCUGGCCUGGAGUCCGGAUGACACUUACCUUAUCGCCUGUGGACCGGACGAUUGCUCUGAACUCUGGCUCUGGAACGUACAGACAGGAGAACUGCGCACAAAAAUGAGUCAGUCUCAUGAGGACAGUCUGACCAGUGUGGCCUGGAACCCUGAUGGCAAAAGAUUUGUCACGGGUGGACAGCGGGGGCAGUUCUAUCAAUGUGAUCUGGAUGGUAAUCUGCUGGACUCGUGGGAAGGCGUUCGCGUGCAAUGUCUGUGGUGUCUGGGUGAUGGACGGAGUGUUCUAGCAUCCGACACACACCAGCGUAUCCGCGGUUACAACUUCGAGGACCUUACAGACCGAAACAUAGUUCAGGAGGACCACCCUAUCAUGUCUUUCACUGUUUCCAAGAAUGGAAGAUUAGCUUUGUUAAAUGUAGCAACUCAGGGAGUCCAUCUCUGGGAUCUGCAGGACCGUGUGUUGGUCAGGAAGUAUCAGGGAGUGACCCAGGGCUUCUACACCAUACACUCCUGUUUUGGAGGACACAACGAGGAUUUCAUUGCUAGCGGCAGUGAAGAUCACAAAGUGUAUAUCUGGCACAAGCGCAGCGAGUUGCCAAUAGCAGAGUUAACGGGACACACUCGUACAGUGAACUGCGUGAGCUGGAACCCAUGUGUGCCGAGUCUCAUGGCCAGCGCCUCGGACGACGGCACCGUCCGCAUCUGGGGCCCCGCCCCCUUUCUGGACACACAGGAGGUGGACAGCUUCAAUGAAAACUGCAGUAGCAUGGACAGUUGAUGGUGAAGUCUUAUUUUCACAAACAGAAAAAUUCUAAAAGAAAGAAACCAGUUCUUCAUCCUCUUCCACCCACCGCAAGACAAGCAAACAAAUGAACGAAGUGGAAAUUGUAAGGAGCAGAGAAUUGAGUACAAUUUUUUGCGCCAGCUGCAAUGUGUGAGUGUGCGAGUGUAUGAGUGAGUGUGUAAGAGUCUGAAUAGGGUGGAAUUUGGGGGCUGAUAUUUGGAAAAUUGUCAUUGCGGCGACACUCAGCACAGGCCUGGUGCAAAGAUGUCGCCGUGGCGACCCGUGUCCAUCCUGUAUCCAUGGAUCUUGUUCUCCCCUUCACACUGUAGGACUCCUCAUCACAGAGCUCUGUGGAAGAGCAGGAAGCACACGCAAACCUCAGCCAGUGGCCCAGCAAGUGCGUCUGACUCCGGUGUGUGUUUAGAGGGGCAGGUGCAGGGUUGGAGGAGGCGGGGCUUAUGGGGAGGUGAAAAUAAGAAUCUUUUUUCCCCCCACUAUUUUUUUUUCUCUCUUUUGUUCUGAAUCUAUGCUUACUCAUGCCACUCCUCAAACAUAGUUUAAACUAAGUAAAUGACCCACCCCCUUUUCAGACCAUAAACAUUUUUUUUUAUAAUAAUAAUAUAUUAAUGUUCAAUCUCAAAAUUGAGUGGACACCCUUGGCUAAAAUGUUUUUUUAUAUAUAAAUAUUUAAGUAAUGUAGAUAAGUUCAAAUCCUCUACCGAGGCACCCUUCUGCACAUUUUACAACAUAAUUACUGUUUAUUUGUGGAUUUAACAGAUUGGAAUAAAACCAUUAAAUGUGUGUUCAAAAGAAACUAAAGUGAUCUGUAAUUAUUCAGCAUUUUGCAAAACAAGUUAAAUACUUAUUUAAACAAUUAUUUAACGUAAAUAUAAAAAAAGAAAAAUUUAUUUAGUUUCGAUGUGUUAAAUUCAGAAAAAAAAUUGACGUGCAGAACAAUUUUACUUUUAGUUUCUUUUUUUGUUGAGGAUUUGUUUACUUAUUUACACAAGCUGCAUCAUCAAAACAAUAUCUUCCUAAACACCUGAGCCCCCCUCUCUCUUUCACCUCUCACCUUUCCCUCUCUUUGUUUCUCAAUUCUGACCUCAUUAAUGCUACAAUAAUGACAUCAUGGAUGAGGAUGUGGAGGCACCCAUUGUUCUUGGGGAGUAUAGUUUGAGAAAGUCCUGCUCCAUCUGUAGCACACUGCUGCUCAGCCCUCUGUGUGUUUUUUUGUGUUUGUGUGUGUGUGUGUGUGUGUGUGUGUGUGUGUGUGUGUGUGUGUGUUUCACACCAGCGCGAGUGUGGAUGAAUGUGCACUGAGUUUAGUUAAAUUAAUAAUUUUUACUGAGACCGAUAUAAAAGCCCCCCGAGAGACCAUCAUCUGUGGAACGAAAAAAAGAAUACAUUUAAAACCAUUUUGUAAACGACUUGUUUUUAAAAAAAGAAAAACAAACAUGGGGGCUCGUUCUUUUCACUUUUGUUCUUUUCUUACAUUAUCACCGCUUACCUUAGAGGAGUUGUUCAGGUGAACGACUGGAAAACGAAACCUGAAAUAAAAGCAGAAAGCCCUCCAGAGGCUGAAACCAGCCGCCGCAGCAGAAAGAGCUGGAUAAAGAAUGCAUCCACAGCUUUAUUUAAAUAUACUGUGACACUCAACCCGUCAGUCAUGCACCCAGCUGCGCCUUUGGGUGCUGGUGUGGAGAGAGGGCUCCAGAAACAUGCACUUUGAUUGUGCAUUUCCUCCUGAGCAUUGCGCAGAACUUUCUUGGCGACAACAUAAACGUAAACACGACUGCCUGCAUUACUGGAACGCAUCCUCAUUUAUGACCUAUGCAGCAAAGCCCCCGCCCCCAAACAUCCGUUUUCUACCAGUAGUAGUAUUUUCACAAGUAUUUUCUACUUGUGGAAGAAGCUCUGUCCCAAAAUACCUGCCUUUCUUACCUGUAAGUGAGGCCCCGCCCCAAAUACAUGUAGAAGAAGCUCUGCCACAAAUAAAGCUUUUUGUACCUGUAAGAAAAGCUCCUACAUUAAAAUCUAUCUAUAUAUAUAUAUAUAUAUAUAUAUAUAUAUAUAUAUAUAUAUAUAUAUAUAUAUAUAUAUAUAUAUAUAUAUAUAUAUAUUUUUUUUUUUUUUUUUGUUACCUGUGAGAGAAGCCCCACCCAUAACCAGUUGUAAGAAAGACCUGCCCCUUAUAAGCCACGCCCACUCCUAAUUUUUUAGCUACAGAGCAGCACAGUAAACCUUACUCCAUUUGCACUACAUAUCCUAUCGUACUUCUGCCACCUUGAAAGUGUGAUGUGUUUAAAACUGCCAUACAUGGUUUGGUCAGGAGGAUAUUUCGCACAAUCCAGAUUUAUUUUUUUUCUUCGUUCAGCUGGAUAAAUUGAGCCCAAAGUAAGGAUUAUACAACAGAAGCCCCCCUACCCUUUCUCCUUUUGGACCACACUUUCUCUUUGGCUUAUCUGUGAACUCCUGCUUUGGGCGAUGAUGAUAAACCCCUGACGAUUCUUGGAUCCACCAACAUGCCUGAACGUUUUAAUGCCACACGGCUCUUUCUGUUUAUUAGGAAUCCCACAAUGGGGUCACUCUGUUUAACAGUAUAGGUGCAGAAAUACCUGCUUGUAGGCAGGCGAGUUGUCUGUGUUGGCAACUCUGAAAUAUAGAGCUUUCUAUUCCCCUUUUAUGGUGACAAGAUAUUAUUUGCUAUGGACUGAUAUUAAAUGUUUAAAGAGACUGCUUUGCUGUCUGUUUUUAUUGAAAACAAUUUUGUUACUUUUUUUGUUAUUGAUAUCCUUUUGUUUUGUUGUUUUUUUUUUCUUUCUUUUUGGUUGAUCUAUCCCUGUAUUAUCAUAUUAAACUAUAACCAGCCAAAUUGUCUCCUCCUUUUUUUAGUAUUAUGAUUUGAUGUUAGCAUUUAUAUAAUUUUAUUACAUUUUACUCACAUAUGCGUAGAUUUAUAAAUAACUUUUUUUGUUCAAUCAAAUUUGGCGUUCUGAAAGUGCACUAUCAAGUUUAGUGAGACAUUCACCAAAACUUUUCAAGGCAAUACAGUGUUUGCUUUCGACACUUUUUCUUCAUCCUGCGCUCAGACGCAGGCCUGUACGUGCCAUUAGCCAAAAUCAGAACAGAAGGGCUAGCGAGGCUGGAGGACAAGUACUGUUACUAGUUCAGCAAUUACAGAAGGUGUUUGGUUUGUUUGGGAUUGAUUUGUGUUUGUAGCAUCUUUACCUUGAAUUGGAGCCCAUUUGAGAUCAACUGCACUUCUCCAUCCUCCACCUACCAGACAGUUUGCAGUGGACUUAGCGCUCACAUACUCUCAUGCUAAUGCUAGUCCUCAGAAUAGAAACGCACAGAAAAUGGUUUAUUUUACAUUAAAGACAACGGAACCUCUUCUCACUCCUGUUACUCCCUCACACUCUAUUCAUUAAUGGUAAAGGAGAGGGUGGAAAAGUAGCAAAACUGGCUUUUAUCUACAUUUUAAGUAUUAGCCAUGUGUAUGUGAACUCCAAUGCUAUACCCCACAGUGUGGGCAUGCUAACAUAGGGCUUAAAUGUUCUACAGCCAGCCCUGAGCUCGAGUAUGCAACUUUAGAGUACCAUGUGUUGUCUAACACACACGCACACCCUUUUUGUUCCUUUUAGAUUCCAGUUUUUGUCUUGGGUUUUUGUUGGGCUUGCCAUAAGGCCUUAUGUGGAGUGUGUGGAAGGACAGAGGGAGAGUGUGUAUGGUUCACGGAUCAGGGUGGGAUCGCCUGAGCUUGUGAUUGAAGAGUUGUGGGGAGGGGGUGGUGGGGUUCCUUUUUGCGUUACCUGUUAUUUCAAAUGUGAUUGUAAUGUUUUGUAUUGUUGUGUAGGAGAUGUGUUAUGUAUGCAUAUUUUCAAUAAAGCAUUCAGGGUUUUCAACAUUGA
Astyanax mexicanus (Mexican tetra) is the source of this 6160-nucleotide messenger RNA. RefSeq names its product WD repeat domain 26b (gene wdr26b). The transcript has 14 exons. Gene Ontology annotation, biological process: proteasome-mediated ubiquitin-dependent protein catabolic process. The record is from RefSeq and is a predicted model, not a curated record. Bases 417 to 2246 code for a protein of 609 amino acids. Gene Ontology annotation, molecular function: protein binding. NCBI's taxonomy places the organism in Eukaryota, Metazoa, Chordata, Actinopteri, Characiformes, Acestrorhamphidae. Gene Ontology annotation, cellular component: GID complex.